GAGUAGAUAUGCUAUAUUUCAGGUGGAGUAUAAAACUUGUCCCAAUUUAUUAUAUAUUCAAAUAUUUAAAUAAGAGAAGAUUUAUUAAAUAUUGGCUUUUAUAAAAGUAAGGCACGUGAAAAAAUUGAAAUAAAGUUGAAUCUAAUUCUAAUCCCAAAUGAUUGGGGGCAUUUCCGUCUUCCUAAAACUUAUGAUCCAAAACCAAAUUCCCGUCUUCAGCGCCAAUUCUUGGCGCCCCCCUUCAAAAUUUUCGAAUUCUCGUGUAGAAAUCGUCAACGGGAUUCAAAUCAAUUCGAGACCCUUUUCUCCCUCUCUCUGUCUCUCUCUCACUGCCCUUCUUGAACCAGAAAAUCGCAGCUGAAACCGAAGCAGAAAAGGGGCCCGCGUUUCCAGCUUCAAGCCCAUUUUCAGGUCUCAAUUUGAGUGCCUGACUCAAUGCUGAGGUGAAAUUUCGCUGUUUCAUGAGAGCCCACGUAGUUUUGCUGGAAAGAUUUGUUUUUUUGGUGAGAUUGAGGUUGUUCAUUUGAGAAAUUAUGGUGAGGGAGCAGAGUAUUGAGUCGUUUUACUCGAGGCUAAGGGAGUCAGCUAUAGCUUCAGCUUCAUGUGCUCCCCUGCUAAUUUUCCCCUCAACUUCGGACGUAGAUUCAUUAUGUGCUUUGAAAAUAAUAGGUCAUGUUCUUGAAUCAGAUUCGAUUAGGUAUGCUUGUUAUCCGGUUUCGAGCUUCAAAGAAAUUCAUAAGUAUGCUGGGCCUAACUUGACUUCAUCAUCGGAUGAGCCCAUUACCAUUUUGUUGAUUAAUUGGGGUUGUCAUAGGGAUCUUAGGAGGGAUCUGGAGAUUGGCCCCUCAGCCCGUGUUUUUGUUGUUGAUAGUCAUAGGCCAAUUCAUUUGCAUAAUUUGAGCGACCAGAAUGAUCGGGUGGUGGUUCUUUAUACAAGGGAUGAUGAACAUCAGGCUGAUUUGGCAUAUGACUUUGAUGUAUCUGCUCUUGCUAAUGCAAGUGAUUUGAACAGUGAUGAUGAGGUUGAAGAUGACUCUGAUAGCGAGGAUGAAAAUGAGAGUGAUAACGAGGAGGAGGGUGGGGGUGGGAGUAGAAAGAAGAGGAGAGUUUCGGAUGAAAAUGAGAGCAAUCCUGUUAAACUUUUCAGGAAGUUGAAAAGAGAGUAUUAUUAUAUGGGCACUUUCCAUGGGAAGCCGUCAGGGUGCCUGAUGUACGAGCUGUCUCAUUCAUUGAGGAAGAACAAAAAUGAGUUACUCUGGUUGGCUUGUGUGGCUUUAACUGAUCAGUUUGUGCAUGAGAGGUUAACAGAUGAGAGAUACCAGGCUGGAGUUAUGGAACUUGAGCAGCACAUUAAUAGCUCAGGAAACUUGGAUGCUGUUACUUCAGUAACGCUCAAGGACGGCACAAAGGUCACUGUGCCUGAUUCUUCUAGAAUCUCUUAUGAGGAUGAGCCGAGGCUAAUGUUGUUGCAAGAAUGGAACUUGUUUGAUUCAAUGCUAUGCUCAUCCUAUAUUGCCACGAAACUGAAAACUUGGAGUGACAAUGGGUUGAAAAAGAUGCAGCUUCUUUUAGCUCGGAUGGGGUUUGCAAGGGAAGAGUGCAAACAGAAAUUCCAGUACAUGAGUGUGGAGAUCAAACACAGGAUGAAGGACAUGUUUGAGCAAUAUCUACCAGAGUUUGGGCUCACAGAUUUUUAUUAUAGAGGUUUCCUUCUACUGCAUGGGUAUAGCUCAAAAAUCUCAGCUGCGGAUGUUGUAUAUGGGGUGACUGCCCUUCUCGAGUCAUCUGUAGAGUCAGACGGCUCCUCUGGGUCCAAGCAGUUUGGCAUAGCUUAUGAUGCCUUGUCCUUAAACAAGCUUGACAAACUGGAGACGGGAAUGCGGCAGGCCAUUAAGGUGCAAAGGGCCGUCCUUAGACAAGGAAGCACAGCCAUAACGAAGAAGGGAUCGAUAAGAAGUGGGAGUAAAUUUAGGUGGGUGAAACUCGAAGACUCAGCUGAUACAAAGCUCUUGUGCCACCCUCAGGCUUUGACUAAAUUCGGGUACUUCCUGAUGGACGCUCUACGAGAGAAGGGAGCUAGAAUGAAACCUCUCAUAUGCGUUUGCUACACUCAAGAGCAGAAGAAGGUAUUAAUUGUUGGCAUUUGUGGGAAGCCUCGACUUGGUGCAGUUCAAGGAAACGCAUUCGGCAUUGCUUUCAGAAGUGCAGCUGAGGAGACAGGAGCGGAGUACUUUCAUGAGCUUUUCGAAUCGUCAUGGAUAGUUCUGGAGGCAGUUGCUGUAAAUUCAUUCAUGAUCAGGUUGACAGAGAAACUCUUGUGAUGAGGAUUAUUGACCGACCAUUUUCACUCUCCUCCUCCAACUGUAAUUCUGAUAUCCAUAGAUGUGUGUUGUCUUACUAAUGCUUUCUCUAAAUAGUUUUAGCUUGUGUGUAACAGUGGUAAUAACAUGAUUGACUACUCCUAUAAAUGUAUCUCUUAGUUUUUGAUUCAUUCCAACAUUGGAUUCUAUGCCAAACACAAGUGUGACAUUUUCCUUGCAAAAUUACUACUAUU
Messenger RNA from Sesamum indicum (sesame), 2554 nucleotides. RefSeq names its product cell division cycle 45 (gene CDC45). Gene Ontology annotation, molecular function: DNA replication origin binding; chromatin binding; single-stranded DNA binding. The record is from RefSeq and is a predicted model, not a curated record. NCBI's taxonomy places the organism in Eukaryota, Viridiplantae, Streptophyta, Magnoliopsida, Lamiales, Pedaliaceae. Gene Ontology annotation, cellular component: DNA replication preinitiation complex. Gene Ontology annotation, biological process: DNA replication initiation; double-strand break repair via break-induced replication; mitotic DNA replication preinitiation complex assembly.